Molecule: messenger RNA, 1035 nt
Organism: Adineta steineri
Lineage: Eukaryota; Metazoa; Rotifera; Eurotatoria; Adinetida; Adinetidae
Source: the annotation of a GenBank genome assembly
AUGACUGACACAUUGGAGGUUGAUAAUACAAGGUAUACAUUUCGUUUUACUGAUUCUAAUCAAUGUAUUUGUCUCAAUAAACAGCAACUUGAUUGUAUUCCUUAUUUAUCUGUUCUUGUGUCGCAUAAAGAUGAUUUUUUAUCAAAUCAAAAUGAAACUGAUGAAUAUUUAUUACAUCCUCCAAUACAUUAUACUUGGUUUAUAGCUGUUCAACAUUCAAUUAGUUCCGAACAACCGUAUACUUUAUUUACUGAACUACCAGAACAUGAAAAUAUAUUAGGCGCAAUACAACUAAUUGAUUAUUUGGGUUGUACUUCAUUCCCUUUACCUCUUUUGAAAGAAACAGAUUUAAUUUUCUCAAAUUCUGCCACUGAUGAAAAACUUGUCACAUAUCAUCGUGCUAAUUUAGUAGAAACAAGAAAUACAACUGCUGAAUUCGUCAUUGCUCUCAGUAAAAACGCAUAUAAUUUACAUGAUUAUAAAACAGUGAACGAAAUUAUUUCUUUGAUUAAGAUUAUUCUUACUAAUCCCACUGUUUAUAGUUCACGAUUUCGUCAUCACACAUUAACGGUAGCGAAGGAAUGUUGUUGGAUGUAUUUUUCUAAAGUACAACAGCUUCAACUCUAUACCACUCAUCAAAAUAUUCAAAAACAGAGAAAGUUAAACUCUUUAAUGUAUUUAUAUGAUGAUAAUAAUCCUCUUUCUGAUGAUUUCUCAAAUGUAUUUGUUUGGAAAGGUACUUCUAUAGCGUUAAAAGUAAAUAAUAUUCAUCCAGUGAACGACGUCUGGAUAAUGCGUUCUACGGAAAACUAUACAGCAAAACAGUGUAUCCUAAGGGGGUUGCUCAGGGAAUUAUCGUCAGACCGUUUUACAACAUCUUAUCGCACAAAUGACACACCAACGGAAAUUAAGCUAGAAAAAACAGAAAAAGAAGGUUUCUUAGCUCGAUCAAGACGCUUUAAUGUCAUCCCUCAACGACCAACUUAUGAUAAGUUCAACCAUCGAUUCUGUUCAAAAACUAAAAAAUAUCGAUAA